This is a messenger RNA of Sphaeroforma arctica JP610, 291 nucleotides long. RefSeq lists its product as hypothetical. NCBI's taxonomy places the organism in Eukaryota, Ichthyosporea, Ichthyophonida. Bases 1 to 291 code for a protein of 96 amino acids. The transcript is spliced from 2 exons. The record is from RefSeq and is a predicted model, not a curated record.
AUGGCACCAACCAAUACCCUAAAACGCAAGGAAUCUCUGGUGAGCACCCAUGAAGCUCCUGCGCCGCUUGCCAAGGGCAAGAUGUUGGCUCGCCGUGAAACAGCCACAUAUCACGAGUACGCACCCUCCGAGAAAGGCUCACGCCACACCAUAACCCCAUUAUUCGAGGCGAAGCACAGGGCGUUUAAGGCUAAUUUCUUCUCGCGCAAUCCAGAGCUAUGGCCAGUAUUUGCCAAUGAAGAUGCGUUGGAGGUGAUUACAUGGAGGCAAGUGACCUUCCAAAUGGAGUAG